Messenger RNA from Symbiodinium natans, 2724 nucleotides. The record is from the annotation of a GenBank genome assembly. NCBI's taxonomy places the organism in Eukaryota, Dinophyceae, Suessiales, Symbiodiniaceae.
AUGGGUGUGGACCUUCUCGGCAUCGAUGGCCGCCUGGCGGUCCUCUGCUGCUGCGAGACCGGCAAUGUCACGGCGCUCCGCCGCGACGUGAAGCGCUUCCUGCGCACCGCCCGAUGGGUUUGCAAGGCGGAAGACUGUCGUCUUGUCAGUCGUUUCGGCUUCAAGCUGCCGAAGGAGUUCAAGCGGUGGCUCCAGAACUGCAACAUCAAGCACCAGACCAUCAGCCAAGCAGAAGCUCAACAGCUUGCAACUUCCUCGACCAGUGACCCAGGUGAUCCAGCAAGCGAGUCAACUUCUCAGCCGCUGCGCCCAUGUCAACAGGCCUGCCUGGAAGCGUGUGCAGAAGGAGCGCGAGUGAUUCAGAUGGCCUGUGGCACGGGGAAGACCCGAGUCAUCCGGGAGCUGGCCGAGAAUGUAUCUGGGAAGGUGCUGAUCACGGUGCCUUCGCGGGUGUUAUUGGAGCAGUUCGCGCCACAGUUCCCGACUUUCUGCAAAGCGGGCACCGGCUACAACAAGAGAAUCAGGAAACGAGCCCCCGGCUUCGUCGCAGUGACGGAUUCCGUCCGCUUCCUCAAGGACUUGGAGUUUGAGGCUGUUUUUGUGGAUGAGGCGCACCAUCCGCUAGCGCCAGGGCUGCCAGAGAGCCAGGAGCUUUACUUGUUCUCGGCAACGCAUCGCAAUUCCACAGACUUCGAGUACAGCAUGGCACAAGCCAUCGAGGAUGGGGUGCUGUGCGACUACGACCUCACAGUGCCGGUGAUCACAGAGGGCCACGCUUACUUGGGCUUGGCCAAUCUGCUGCUGCGCCAACCAGGUCGGUUCAGGCGAGUUCUGGCCUAUUGCAACACCGUGGCAGAAGCUAAGCGAUUUCGGCGCACACUUGAAGUGGCAGGCAUUGCUGCGUGGCAUAUCAAUGGCAAUACCGAGCGCAAAAAGAGGGCAGAGGUGCUAGAGGAAUUUUCGGGAAACAUGAAAAACACAGUUCACGUCCUGGUGACGGUGCAAGUGCUGGGGGAGGGCGUGAACAUUCCAAACGCGGACACCUGCAUGUUCGUGGAGCCACGCAGCAGCUACACGAGCAUCGUUCAGGCCAUUGGCCGAAUAUUGCGGCAGGAUACCUCCAAGCCACUUGCUCACAUCAUACUCCCAGCAAUGAAGAUGCAUGCAGAGACGCCUGCUCCUGCAAGUGGUCUGGCUGAGGGCGGGUUCACCUCUGUUGCAGCUGACGAUGCUGCUGACCCCAGCUCUUGGGAUGCAGCUGGGCAAGAGCGGCAAGCCGUCGGCCUUGAGCCUGCCAUUGGGAGCACAAAUGCUGGACCCACGAUCCCUGCGCGAACGAUGUCAGAGGGCAGGGCUCUUGCCCAGGUCUCUACAAAUUCUAAGACAGCUCGGGAUGAACGCCAUGUCCUCCACAGCGAAGAAGGAGUCCCGAACGGUCCUUCCACUGCACUUGCAAGUCAGGAGAAUCAUUCACAACAUGCAGCAACUAAAUCGCACGCAACAAGUGGAGGUGAGGGGUUGGAGGUCCAAAAAGAUCGGUUGCAACCAGCAGUCCUGCGUGCUGCGACAACUGAGUCCGAGUUUCAGCAGCAUCCUACUAAAAGCACCGCCCUGCACCAGAAUCUGGAAGUAGGGCUUCAAUCCAGGCUUCAAGCACAGGCACGAGCUUCGAAGUCAUCUUUGGGCAAGCAACCCCAUGCUCAGCCAGCAAACGAGGCCGAAUCAAACAAUCGUGUGGUAAAGGAUGUUCCGGCAUUAGCACCGCCCAUGCAGAAUACCCUAGGCAAGAAAUUGAAGCUGACCAGCUCUUCGAGUGUACAGACGGAACAGAGCUAUACUUCGCAACUCGAGCGUUUUUUGUCCACAAUUGCUCAAGCUGACAGUCGCUUGGCUGAUCUUUCUUCGUUGGGUUCCCGACUGUGGUUCACGACCUGCAACUCGGUACAGGCCACCUCCAUACCCGCCGCAACCACAAGAGGAUGGUAUAGUCAGCUGGCCAUCAUGUUGCAGACCCCAGACCGAUGGGAGGCCCGCAUGCUGCAACUGGAAGACUUUGCAAAACGACACCGUCGACUGCCACGAGUCUAUGGAAGCACGCAGGAGAAAUCCCUGUUUUACUGGCUGAAAAACGCAGGUUAUUUGAUUGCGCGUGGUGGCAUGGGAACUUCGCAGAGAUUCCAAAGGUUUCUUGCGUCAUCGUCGCAGCUUGUCAUCCAGCGUGCUUUGAAGUGGCAGGAUCGCGAAGCCCAUUUCCGCAGACAGUGUGCCAAACUGCGGGACUACGUGGACAAGUUUCAGUGUCUACCGCAAAACACACCAUAUCCACAGUCUGAAUCUCAUAAGUUAGCUAAGUGGCUUUCCCACCAGCGAAAAGAUCUUUUUCGGAAUACGUUCAGCCCCCGUAGGGCUGAGGAUCGCAAAUCGGCUGUAAUAAACAUUCACCCCUUGGUGGCCAAGUAUGUCCAGUCUCGGAGGCCGCAACGUCCUGAAACUAAAAAACUCGCGGCUGCGCGAGCUUCGAAGCUGCUCAGGUUUGUGCACAAGAAUGGGCAGCUUCCAAGGGCUACUAGCUCUGCGGAAGAGUGUUCGCUGUAUCAGUGGAUGUGGCGACAACGGCGACAAAUGGCGCAGCUGUCACCGCAGCAGCAGUCUGAACUGUUCGGCUUGCAUCCGCUCAUCACCGCUUUCUGGAACAAACUUUACAGAAAGCGUAGACAAUCGUAG